AUGACUGAUGUAGACAGUCCCCUUUUAUUCCUUGCUGCAAUCUGUGAUGUAGCUAUUGGCACCCAUGCCGAAGCUGUUACUCUUCCCUGCCAAGCCGUAAACCAGGGCUCCGAUCAGGAGGCAAAAGCCACCAUCCGGAACCAGACGAAGAUCACCAUGAUAAUGCUUCUGUGUACUCAGUCGUCCUCUCCAAAAACACUCAUAACGCUGGCCCCGAGAGGUAGCUUUUUGAGUCAGUUUCUGCGGUUAGAUAACAAACCCAAUCUCUUGCUUCUUGGUCGUCUCAUCGUCAUCGCCGUGCCAGCUAUGGUGAGGGCAUCAAGCAGUUGUGCUGACGCGGCCCUCCGGAUACUGGCCCUGAAAAUCAGUGUGAGUCAGGGACCGAUUCGACCGCCAACCUACCACGUCACUGUUUCGCUGGCUCCUACUUCAUGUAGCACCUGCGCUACAUGCAUGACCCCAGCCGGAAUCUAUCAUUGUGCACUAAAAUCUGUGGCACUGUAA
Molecule: messenger RNA, 504 nt
Organism: Dibothriocephalus latus
Lineage: Eukaryota; Metazoa; Platyhelminthes; Cestoda; Diphyllobothriidea; Diphyllobothriidae
Source: the annotation of a GenBank genome assembly